This is a messenger RNA of Penaeus indicus, 1213 nucleotides long. Its product is annotated as heat shock protein 22-like. NCBI's taxonomy places the organism in Eukaryota, Metazoa, Arthropoda, Malacostraca, Decapoda, Penaeidae. The transcript has 3 exons. The record is from RefSeq and is a predicted model, not a curated record. The coding region runs from base 127 to 534 and encodes 135 amino acids.
GUCCAAGUCGCGCCCUAUAAAUGCCCGCGUUUCAACAGCGCUGCCAGUCAUAUCUCCUCCAGUAUUCGGAAAAGCUAUUCGUCCGUUUGUAUCUGUCUUUUGUGUGUGUGUUUGUGACUAAACAACAUGGCCCCGAUUCAGAUGUACGCUCCAUCCCCUGUGCAGGAACAAUCCACCUCAGCGAGUGACCGUAUUGGCACAUUUAGAAACUUUGAGGAACGUAAUUCGCAAGAAAACCACAGGCCUACUUUUAGCGAGGACAACCAGUGCUACAAGAUCGUGGUGGACGUGGAGGCCUUCAUGGAGAGCGGCGUGAGGUUCGACGUGGUGAACGAGAACGAGCUGGUCAUCGAGAGCUGCGAGGAGAACAGCGAAGGGAACUCCGCCUCGAGGAAGGGCCUCUACCGCCGGUUCCUCUUCCCGAGACUCGUCAGUGUUGAUACUGUGCGAUCAGUGUUGUCCUGCGACGGCAUCCUUACCAUCACUGUAGCUAAGAAGGAAACAUCUGAUGUAAACAUUGGAGAUAUUUCCUAGCCUUCAAAAAACACAUGAACGCAGAUGCAAAAUUAAAAGGCUCGUCGCGAGUGCGUUGCUAAAUAUCCAACGAAGGAGAAACCGGAGAGGGAAUGAUCGUCUCGAGAAAAAAAGAAAAAGAAUCCUGUACUUCUGUGUCCGUCAGAAAUUUCUGUCGACGUUAUAGCAUGUUAAUGGGUUGUUUCCACCAUAUUUGAGGUUUUUUUUUUCUCCGAGAUCUCAGUUCCGACUACAAAUGCGGGUAAACAAAAGGCAGUUCUUACUCGCACUGUCUCUCAAUUAAAGGUCUUGAGAAGAGUCUCAAGUCUAAAUUUUAUUCAUGUUAGAAGUCAGGUCGAGGUUACACAUUAGAGACGAACGAUAAUUUCAAAAUAGUCUCACGUCUUCACAGUGCCAGUAACUCUAUGCCUCAGUAUCAAAUGUUACUGAGGAAGGACGACAGUCAUAGCAAAUGUCAAAUGUCUUUUUUUCACCUAUAUCAGUGAUAUGGUUGAGAUCUCAUAUGCACAUGCUAAAGAAUGGUGAUUCCAUUUAUUCUAAUAUAUAUUACAAGGUAGACCAUUACCUUAGAAGUCCUUAUGAGAAUUAUGAUGGCAGCUGUAGAAAUGUUCUUAUUUCACUAACUGCAAAAUUUCCUUUACGGUCAGUGAUUAUGUUUUAUAAUAAAGGAUUAAUGUCG